CUCUGGCUAAAACACAAUAAUUUAUCAAGAGAAUUUAGCAAGAACAUAACCAAUCAAACAUGUUAAAACUCAGUGGCAAGGCACAAUUACAAUAAUGGAAGCAGAUUCUGGAAACGUGAGCACGUUUUUAAAGUGCGCACAAUUGAAUAUGCCAGUAGAAAGAUGUUGUAAAACGGGAACAAAAAACAAAUAAUAAUAAAGUAACAAAACGAAGGUUUGAAUGGAAGUACUGUGAACACUAAUUGUUGAAGUGAGUUCAGAAAAGUAAGAGUAUUUUUCUGGGUACAGAUCAAUCGCGGAAGAUGUUUAGGGUGAGCAACAAUCUGGUUGGGGUGCUGAAUUUGCUGGCUUUCCUUCUCUCGAUUCCCAUUCUAGUGACGGGCGUGUGGCUAAGCAAGCAAGCGAACACGGAGUGCGAAUGGUGGCUGGAAAGAACCUUAAUUGUGUUGGGCGUUUUCCUUUUGGUGGUGUCUCUGGCAGGACUUGUCGGCGCAUGUUGUCGUGUCUCGUGUCUCCUAUGGCUCUACCUCUUCGUCAUGUUCCUGCUCAUACUCCUUGUUCUUUGCUUCACCGUCUUCGCCUUCGUUGUCACCAACAAGGGUGCCGGUCAAGUCCUUUCCAACCGAGGCUACAAGGAGUACAGGCUCGGUGACUACUCCAACUGGUUUCAGAACAGAGUCAACAACGCUCACACAUGGAAACGAAUUCGGAGCUGUCUCCGAUCUUCAAAACUCUGCUCCCAAUUUCAAACCCAAUUCGCCAACGACACUCUGCAACAGUUCUACGCUGAGAACUUGUCUUCGCUUCAGUCCGGGUGUUGCAAGCCAUCAGACAGCUGCAACUUUGAGUACCAGGGUCCAUCUGUCUGGAACAAGGUUGAAAGUGCAAAUUAUUCCAACCCUGACUGUAAUGCUUGGGACAAUGAUCCCAAUGUUCUGUGUUUCAAUUGCCAAACUUGCAAGGCUGGGUUCCUGCAGAGCCUUAAGACUGACUGGAAGAAGGUCACAACAGUGAAUGUCAUAUUCCUCGUGUUUCUCAUCAUUGUCUACUCUGUUGGUUGCUGUGCAUUCCGGAAUAACUUGAGAGAUAAUUGGAAGCACUAGAUGCAGCCAUGUACAUUAGAAGCAUUUCAUUUUUCUGGAUUCUGUGAUUAGGUAUGUUUUUUUGUCUAGUUAGUUUCUUCAUCUAAGCUCUCAGCCAUGGUUUGUUUACUAUCUAAAACAUUUUGUCUACUGUGUUGUUAUUGAAGUGGAGUUAAAGUUCCUUUUCCUGUUGAAUAAGAUGAUUCAUGAUUUCUUGGUAA
Molecule: messenger RNA, 1303 nt
Organism: Vigna unguiculata (cowpea)
Lineage: Eukaryota; Viridiplantae; Streptophyta; Magnoliopsida; Fabales; Fabaceae
Product: tetraspanin-7-like
Biological process (GO): auxin-activated signaling pathway
Cellular component (GO): membrane
Source: RefSeq, a predicted model, not a curated record